AUGGAGCAGGAAAAGAAGGAGAAGAAGAAGGUGAUGGUGGCAAUUGAUGAGAGCGAGUCUAGUCACUACUCGCUUACUUGGGCGCUUGAAAACCUGGCCGACACCAUACGCAAUUCUGAGCUUGUUGUGUUCACUGUGCAGCCCACCAACAGUGAUUUUGCUUACACUUAUGCUUCCAGUUUCGGUGCUGCCCCUCCUGAGUUGAUAGAAUCUAUCCUAGCAAACCACAAGAAGUUCGCAUUGGCUUUAUUAGACAAAGCUAAAGACAUCUGCGCCAAACAUGGGAUUGUUGCAGAGGCAGUGACAGAGGUUGGGGAUCCUAAAGAGGCAAUAUGUGAAGCAGUGGAGAAACACAACAUCAAGUUACUUGUAUUGGGCAGCCACGGCCGGGGAGCUGUAAAAAGGGCUUUGCUGGGAAGCGUAAGCAACUACUGUGUUCACAAUGCUAAGUGUCCUGUUCUUGUUGUGAGGAAACAGGAAUGA
Molecule: messenger RNA, 483 nt
Organism: Prunus armeniaca (apricot)
Lineage: Eukaryota; Viridiplantae; Streptophyta; Magnoliopsida; Rosales; Rosaceae
Source: the annotation of a GenBank genome assembly